AUGAAUGCUCUUGCAGCUACAAGCCGUAAUUUCAGACAUUCUGCACGCAUUCUUGGUUUGGAUUCUAAAGUUGAAAAGAGUCUUUUGAUCCCUUUUAGAGAGAUCAAGGUGGAGUGCACGAUUCCCAGGGAUGAUGGAACUUUGGCGUCUUAUAUUGGAUUUAGAGUGCAACAUGAUAAUGCUCGUGGACCCAUGAAGGGAGGGAUUAGAUAUCAUCCCGAGGUUGACCCUGAUGAAGUAAAUGCCCUUGCUCAACUAAUGACCUGGAAGAGUGCUGUAGCAGACAUACCAUAUGGUGGAGCAAAAGGAGGGAUUGGAUGCAACCCAGGGGAUUUGAGUACAAGUGAGUUGGAACGUCUAACUCGUGUCUUCACUCAGAAGAUCCAUGACCUCAUUGGCGUCCAUACAGAUGUUCCGGCACCCGACAUGGGCACUAAUGCCCAGACCAUGGCAUGGAUAUUGGAUGAGUACUCAAAAUUCCAUGGUCACUCGCCUGCUGUUGUGACAGGGAAGCCCAUAGAUCUUGGUGGAUCACUGGGUAGAGAGGCUGCAACUGGGCGUGGAGUUGUUUUUGCUGCAGAAGCUUUGCUUGCUGAACAUGGGAAGUCCAUCAAAGGUUUGACAUUUGCAAUUCAGGGCUUUGGAAAUGUGGGGUCCUGGGCAGCGAAGCUCAUUCAUGAGAGGGGUGGGAAAGUUAUUGCUGUGAGUGACAUCAGUGGUGCAAUUAAGAAUCCAAAUGGAAUUGACAUUCCAGAAUUGAUCAGGCAUAAAGCAACCGCUGGUAGUUUGAAAAAUUUCCAGGGUGCAGAUUCCAUGGAUGCUAAUGAACUGCUCGUGCAUGAAUGUGAUGUCCUUAUACCAUGUGCUUUGGGUGGAGUUCUAAACAGGGAAAAUGCUGCAGAUGUGAAGGCCAAGUUCAUAAUAGAGGCAGCAAAUCAUCCUACUGAUCCAGACGCAGAUGAGAUUUUAGCAAAGAAAGGAGUCGUGGUACUUCCUGACAUAUAUGCAAAUUCUGGAGGUGUCACUGUUAGCUAUUUUGAAUGGGUUCAGAAUAUUCAAGGUUUUAUGUGGGAUGAAGAGCAAGUGAACAAGACACUUAAGAACUACAUGACUCGAGCCUUUCAUAACAUCAAAGGCAUGUGCCAGACACAUGACUGCAAUCUUCGGAUGGGUGCCUUUACCCUCGGUGUAAGCCGAGUUGCAAGAGCCACUCUGUUAAGGGGAUGGGAAGCAUAA
Dovyalis caffra is the source of this 1236-nucleotide messenger RNA. The record is from the annotation of a GenBank genome assembly. NCBI's taxonomy places the organism in Eukaryota, Viridiplantae, Streptophyta, Magnoliopsida, Malpighiales, Salicaceae.